Molecule: messenger RNA, 702 nt
Organism: Schizophyllum commune H4-8
Lineage: Eukaryota; Fungi; Basidiomycota; Agaricomycetes; Agaricales; Schizophyllaceae
Product: polysaccharide lyase family 3 protein
Exons: 8
Coding region: 1-702 (233 amino acids)
Biological process (GO): pectin catabolic process
Cellular component (GO): extracellular region
Molecular function (GO): pectate lyase activity
Source: RefSeq, a predicted model, not a curated record
AUGUUCUUCCUCACCGCAGCUCUCAUCUCCUCCCUUGCUGGGUAUGCAGUCGCAUGCGAUGCCUACAACAAGGGCCUCCCUACGCCGACAGACCAUGUCACUAGCAGCAAGGUCAUCGAAGUCAAGGCCGGCGAGGUCUACGAUGGUGGCUGGAAAAAGUUCGACCGUGGCUCCGGCGCGUGCAAUGGUCAGAAGGAGGGUGACUGGGAAGAUGCAGUCUUCUACCUCCACGAGGGCGCUACCUUGAAGAACGUUAUCAUUGGCGCUAAUCAGGCCGAGGGUGUCCACUGCACAGGACACUGCACCCUUGAGUUCGUUUGGUUCGAGGACGUCUGCGAGGACGCUAUCACGAUCAAGAACGACAAGGCCGGCUCGGAUACUUGGAUCGUCGGUGGUGGCGCAUACCACGCCGAGGACAAGAUCGUCCAGCACAAUGGCUGCGGCACCGUCAACAUCAUCAACUUCUACGCCAAGGACUACGGCAAGCUCUACCGCUCGUGCGGCAACUGCAGCAAGCAAUGCAAGCGCACCGUCAACAUCCAGGGCGUCGAGGCGCGCGACGGCGGCGAGCUCGCGGGCAUCAACAAGAAGUACGGCGACAAGGCCACGAUCACGGAUGUCUGCACGGACGCGAAGCAUGCGUGUGUGCUGUACAAUGGCUGCGCGGGCGACUGCGAGCCAUCGAAGGUCGGCUACUGCUGA